GUUCCCUCCCAGCUUUUCCCCCAAAUCGACCGGAGGAGGCGGACGAUCCGUCGGAGCUGGAAGUCCCUUCUUCCUUCGCUGCCUCCUCCUUCCGCUUCCACUUCCGACGAACCGCGGCUUCGUUUGCUUCUGCUGUGUUUGCUCGGAGGGGAUUGUGAAGGCGGAUCGGAAAACCCUAGUUCAAGCGUGAUGGAACUGGUGGGGAGGGCCGUGAAGAAGAGAUUUCCUGGGUUUGGGACCUUCUCCGGCUUUGUGGAAUCGUAUGAUCCGGAUGCGGGCUAUUUCAGAGUGCUGUACGAGGACGGAGACUCCGAGGAGUUGGAAUUCCAGGAGAUCGCUUCGAUGCUGAUGGAAAUGGGCGAGGAUGCGUCCCCGCCGGAGUUUCAGGUUUGGAGGGGCAAGGGAAGGCCGCCGAAGAAGCAUAGGCCGAGCGAGAUGGAGUUCGCUGCUUGUGAGGACGUUGAUCUUGGGAGCGGCAGAGUUGUGGAUUCUGGUUUUAUUGGGGAAGAUGGGAAAUUGGAUGAACCGAAUGGGAUUUUGGCGGGGAUUGGAGAAGAAUAUAUUAAUUCAGAAUGCAAUCGUAGCUGCUCUCCGUUGAUGGAAAAUUGUUUCCCAAAAACUACUGAAGAAAUUUUCAGGAACGGUGAUGGUGUAAUGGAGGGAAUUAGUAGUAAUGGAUGCUCUGAGAGAUUUGCAGGGACUCCCAUAAUAAUGAAUCUGAAGGCUGAUAUUGGUCGUGCUGAGGAGUAUGGCUUAGGAGUCGGGAGAUUUUCAGAGCACGCCAAAGAGAAUUCUGUGGGAAAAGGAGAUGAAGUUACAGAAGUUGAGGUAUAUGAGUUCGAAAAUUGUGAAAUUUAUGAUGUUUCUACUCAAACUCAGGGGUGCGACCAUGAAAAUCUGGAAACCAAACAAAAUGACACUAAAAAGAGGCGAAGACUAUCUGGAAAAGUUUACUGUCCACAAGAUGUACCUUUAAGAAGGAGUGCUCGCAGAGUGGUUGCUACAGCAGUAUCUCAACCAUAUCCUUCUCAUAGCUACAUGUCGAAGAGUGAAUCAAGAUUUCAAAAUUGCAACGAGAAUGAUUUUGACAAUGCCCCUGAGGAUUCCAAGCCUGAAUUGCCACCAUCUUCUAGUGAUUUGGAUUUCCACGGACUGCCUGUUAUCGACUUGUUUUCCAUUUACACUUUUUUGAGGUCCUUCAGCAGGGUAUUAUUCUUGAGCCCAUUCAGCCUAGAAAUGUUUGUGUCAAGUUUACGGUGCAACUUUGCCAAUCCUUUGAUUGACCACAUACAUUUUUCAAUCUUACAAACCUUGAAGCAACAUUUGGAGUUACUUUCUGAAGAAGGAUCUCAGCUGGCUGCUGAUUGCCUAAGGAGUCUUAAUUGGGACCUUUUGGACUUAGUUACUUGGCCUGUAUAUCUUGCUGGUUAUUUACUGAUUCAUGGUUCAAAAAUUAAAUCUUCAGCCAAAAUGGCACAUUCAAAUGUCUCGACUGCAGAAUAUUACACCCUGGAAGCUACUACAAAGCUUGAGAUGCUUCACUUUUUGUGUGAUAGUGUCGUGGAAGCUGAAGGCAUGAGAUCAGAACUUGACAUUAGGAUGAAUGAGUGUGCAGUUACUUCAAAUGUCCAUAACAACAUUGAUAGGAGUAGGAAUGACUUGACUAUAACUAGUGCAGAUGGACCUUUGGCUCCGGAGGUGACUGAAGAGACUGCUGAUGGAAAUAGUGAUGAAUGUUGCCUCUGUGGUAUGGAUGGUAGCUUGAUAUGCUGUGAUGGCUGUCCUGCUGCAUUUCAUUCUAGAUGUGUUGGAGUUGUUAAAGAUCUUUUGCCCGAAGGUGAUUGGUACUGUCCUGAGUGCUUGUUGGAAAAACAUGAUGGAUUAACAAAGUUGUCAAAGUCUUCCCAAGGAGCUGAAGUUUUGAGUACUGAUCCGCAUGGGCGUGUAUAUUUUAGCUGCUGUGGCUAUCUAUUGGUAACUGAUUCAUGUGACUAUGUUUCUUCAUCUGUGUUUUACAAUAAGGAUGAUCUAGACAGUGUUAUCAGGGUUUUGAAAUCAUAUCAUUCUUAUUCUAUAAUAUUAAAUGCAAUAUCUGCACACUGGGGAAAUUCUCUUGAUUCCUGUGAUUCAGUUAGCCGGUUGUGCAGUGGAACGAGCAAAAGGAACAUGUCUUUGGAUACUGAAUUGCCCUCCAAGGACUUAUCAUCUUCAUUUCAGAAUGUUGCCAAUACCAAUAAUGUUGAAAAGAAUUCAAAGGAUAAUUGUUCUACUGACCAUAGUGGACUGAAUAACACAACCAUAUCAGAUUUGAGCCAGACACAUUUGUUAAGCUUAGAUCAUGUAAUUGGUUCAUCACAUCCUUUCACAUCCUCACAAGCUGAAGAACAGUUGAUUUAUAUGGCGAACCAUUCUCAGUUUACUCAGCAGGCGAUUGCUGAUUGUUCUUUGGAUCCCAAUUAUACUAUAAAUGAAGCUUUACGUGUUAAAUCUGCAGUUAUGAAUGUUGAGAAUAGAAGGUGUCUUUCAAUUGGUGAUCAAAAUAUUUAUUCCUUCGUAACUGAGCAAAGGAAAGCUGGGCCGUGCCAGCUGGAGUCUGAUCCUGGUGGCUAUAUUAACUAUUAUAUUUUUGGACGAGUAGCUUCAUCAGUUGCUAAAGAUUUGUCAUGUAAAUCAACUGAGAGCAACAAUAAGGAAAUUAAAAAAUCGGAAGAUGACCUUGUGUUGCUGCAGCUAAAGGCAAUUUCAAAAAGAUAUCUAACAUAUAGUUAUUAUAAUUUCCUCAAACUGUCUGAUGUUCAAAAGGAGAAGUGUGGUUGGUGCCAUUCUUGCAAAACAUCUACCAAUAAUGAUUGUGUAUUUGUGGUUAAUGACAGGCAUCUUGUGAUUUCAAAAGAACAUACUGUACAUCUUCAUAAUGAAAAGAAAAGUCACAUUUGCUCUGCCAUUGAUGAUAUUUUGUCAAUAGAAUUUCGUUUGAAUGGCCUAUUAUCUGGUAUGUGGGAGAACCCGCAGUACAGUAGGUCUUGGCGCAAGGCGGUUAUGGAGACAUCUAAUGUGGUAUCACUGAGACAUAUGCUCCUCAUAUUAGAAUCAAAUCUGCGGCGUGUUGCAAUGUUAUCAGAUUGGACAAAACCAGUUGAUUCUGCUCAUACAUUGGGUUCAUCAUCUCACAUCUUCAUGGGUUCAAUGGACGUACCAUCAAAUACUGGUGGUAGUAGAAAGCAUGGGAAAAAAGCUAACUCAGGCGCUGAGUUAACUAUCUCCCAAGCUGAUGCCCCGUCAUAUACCCCCUCACAUAUAUGUUGGUGGCGUGGUGGGCGACUUUCCCGCCAAGUGUUCCAUUGGAAAAUAUUGCCACAAUCACUGACUUCCAAGGGUGGUCGGCAAGGUGGAUGCAAAAAGAUAUCACAUGUUUUUUAUCCCGAUGGAUCAGAGUUUGCUAGGAGAAGCAAAUUCGUUGUAUGGCGAGCUGCAGUUGAGAUGUCAAAAACAGUUGCUCAUCUGACUUUUCUGAUCAAGGAACUCGAUUCAAAUAUUAGGUGGUUGGAACUUUUGAAGAGUCCACCAUUUCCUCAAUUGGCUAAAGAAUCCAAGAGUUUAGCAAGAUUGUUCAAGAAGGUUAUAAUUCGUAGAAAGGCUAUGGAUGUCACCAAUGUUAAAUAUCUACUUGAUUUUGGUAAAAGAGAGAACUUACCUCCUACUGUUACCAGAAAUGGGAUCCUUCAUAAAGAUCCCUCUAGUGAAAGGAAAAAAUUUUGGCUGAGUGAGAACCAUGUUCCCCUGUAUCUUAUUAAGGAUUUUGAAUUGAAGAAAUUAGCCCGAUCAAUGAAAAAAACAGGUGCUAAGUUGCCUUCAGUUAAAGUAGGAGAUUUCAGUGCAAAGAGAUUAGAAAGAUCAGGGAAUCUUUCCUACCUACUCUCCAGAGCAGAAAUAUUAGAGGGAAAGAUCUGUGGUUAUUGUAACAAAAAUGUGAUAAUGAGGGAAGCCAUAAAGUGCCAGUUGUGUGAUGGUUAUUUUCACAAAAAGCAUGUCAGAGUGUCCAAAGGUGCUAUACCUGUGGAAUACAUUUGCUAUAGAUGUAAGGAUAAAAAAUCCAUGAAGGCUAAUGUUAAGAAGAGGAAAAUAGUGUCACGUGAGAAGGAAAAGGGUUCUGGUAGUGAUUCAAAGGUGUUGCCAAAGAAAAGAAGACGUGUCUUGGUAAAAACUAAAAAGAAGCCUAAGUUGAAAAAGAAACAAAAACUAGUUGUGAUCAGACAAGCUAAUUCAAGAAUAGUCAAUAUUAGCAAUCCUCGUAAGAGAAAAAGAACAACUAUGCAUUAUUCCUUCUGGUUAAAUGGCCUGCAAUGGGCAAGGAAAUCAGUAGUUGAACGUGCAAAGAAUUUCAGAAAAGCAAAUGUUAUGCUCCCAUCGCAAAGGUUGUUCAGAAGUUCUAAGAGACCAGUGUGUUGCCUAUGUUUGAAAGAAUACGAUUCAGAACUUAUAUAUGUCUGUUGUGACAAUUGUAAAGAUUGGUUUCAUGGAGAUGUCUAUGGCCUUGCCCUGGAAGAAAUCAAUAAUCUAAUUGGAUUUAAGUGCCACAAAUGCCGCAAAAGGAGCAUUCCAGUGUGCCCAUUUUCAAGUCACACAGGAAAUGAGAUUUCACCUUCUAGGGAGUUCACUAUGUUAGAGGUUGUUGCUAAUGUGGAACAAGACAUGAAAGAAAUGCUUAAUAGUGAAAAAUCUGAAAAUUCAUCUGUAUCUGAUGGCAAAGACUGUCUGGAUCUGCAAAAUGAUGGUUCCUCAUGUGUUAUACUGGAGGUUCCAAUUGCAUAUGAAAGUGAAUGUCCAGGAAGAAAUAUUUUAGAUUAUCCAUUUUCAAAUCUUCCAGUCAAUGAGUUUCAAUUGUCUGGUCAAUUGAAAAUCAUAGCUACUACUACAUAUGUGGAACAAGACCAUGGAGAUAGGCUGCAUAAUGAAACAUUUGACAGUUCAAGUCCAGCUGUUCACAAUGAGGAGCAUUUGGAUGAAGAGAACAAUUGUUCUGCCUCAACCCCAGCCAGGGCUGAGGACACAUUUACUUUAGAAACUACAUGCAAAGAUCUGUGUUCAUCUUCGACCCUCACAGUUGAUGAGAUUCAGUUCUGUGGGGAAUUCACCCUCACAGAGACUGAUAAUAACAUGGGGGAAAACUCUGAAAAGAAACUUCAAAGUGAAACUUUAGAACAUUGUUCACAAUUGGUUUGCAGUGAGAAUUAUUUGGAUCAGAAUAAAAAUGACUCUACAUUUGGUAGAGAUGAGGCAUCAUAUACUCCAAGGACUGAACCAGAAAAUGGUCCUUGUACCCAUCCAAUGGAAGGGAAAGCUGUGUCUUGCAAAAUUGACAAUGAUUUGCACAUUGUAAUGACCUCGCAGGAAAUGGAGAGCUCGAAUGAAAUGGUUAUAGUCAAGGAGUUGCUGGUUUCUGAUCCCCUAGAUCAUCCAGAGUCACAAAAAGUUCUAUCUGGAAAGGAAGUUGGUGUUAAAAAUGCAAAAAGUUAACCAUUUAUUAUAUUUCUUAAUCAUAUUGGAAGAUUCAUGUUUUUAUUCUCUUGCAGCACUUCAUUAUUAGAUUAUUACAUUUUGUGGAAGUUUGGAAAAAGUUUGGUCAGGAUUUUUACAGUCAGCAGCCUUGGACUUCCCUGCCAAAUUUCUCAUUUUUACCUAUUUCUUAAUGACUGUAUCAACAACUAAUUGCAUAGCAUAGCAUAUCAUGUUUUUUUAGCAAUGAUGAUCAGAAAAUGCUGAAUCAUAUUUCAGAUCUAAUAGUAGACAUUCAGAACUAGAUGGCUUAUCUUUCCCUCUGUAUUGUAAACGUGCUGAACUCUAAGCACUUAUCUGGUGUCUGCUGCUAUUUGGUCAGGCAGUGAUCCUCACCGAAGAGUUAUGAUUUAUAAGAUCACCAACACAAACAGCAUCAAAGAUGACCUAUUCCCAGUGCGAAAUAAACACUUAUUAUAUAGUUGCUCUUCGUUAUGCAUGCAUCAAAUCAUUAGAUGUUAUUUUUUUUUUAGUUCAAGUGCGCACAACCUUAUUAAUUCACCAAGCGAAUGCUUAUUGAAAUGUGAAUUAUUUUUAAAUUUUUUCCGGAUUAGAUUAAGCAAUUUGUUUUAUAUUUUCAAUUAGUUCUAAUAGAUAAGCACUUUUCCCCUCACUCCUUGCUGCACCAUUUUGUUAACAUUUUUUUAAUGCAGAAUCCAAAGAAUUGCCUUACAAUGUGAUGAUGGAUUAAUUUUGAAAGUUUUUUUUUUUAUCGAUCAUUAAAGUAAAUUAAAAAAUAUUUAUGAAGAUUUAUUCAAGCGGUCAAUUUUGUUAGAUUUAUCCUCUUACCAGAGGAAUUUUUUUUUAUUACAGUUGAGAUUUGAAUCUCGUCUGAUUAACCGUUUGGAGAGCUGAAUGAGGCACCAACGUCUCGGGGCAACCCUUAUCUAUUUUGAAUAUAUUUAAAUACCCCUAUUUUAUCAUCUGGAUGAAAAUGUCAUUUAAAUUAAAAUUAAUGGCGUCAUAGUCUCAUCACUUUAUGAACUUUACUUGAUUGUUGUUUAAACACCAUGAGGCUAAAGCCUUCUAAUAAUUGUCUUCUCCACGGGUCUCUCGACGUGGACAUCAGCCACAGGUGGGUGUCUAAAAGGGCAGCAUGCCAAGUAAAUUCUGUCGAUUCUUUUGAAAUAAUGUCUUUGUCAGAAUUAUUAACUUUCGAUGACAACGACUACCCUAAGCUUUACUUUUAUGAGUGCCUAACAUUUAACUUUUAUUAUUAGAUAAGGAUAAGAUUCGACUGACGAUUUCAACAGCUCUGUCAAAAUGAAAUCACUACGAGUUUAAAUAAGCCAUUUUGUUGGGAAGAAACUUAGAACGAUAGCUUCUCAUGUCGUAUGAUUCUUUGAGGGAGUAAUUAUAUAAAAUGAUAAAUUUAUUAAUAAUAUAAAUAUUAAUUUUUAAUUUUAGACCUUAAACAAAAAACUAGAAGUAAAAAAAAAAUAUCAAAUUUUUACUUACUUUUGAGUAAAAAUUAUAAAACCUAAAGCAGAAAUUGAUAUUCAUAAAAAUUAAAAUCUCCAUCUAACCCUCCCUAAAUUGUCUUAUGUGUUGCUUAGUUUAUACCAAGUAGCUACAGCCCAAGCGACAGCAUUCAGGUUCAUAAUUUUGGGGAAAAUGGGUUAGGGCGACAGGAGAAUCAGACCACGUGGUUGGUGGUGCCGCCUAGGUUCCUGCUCCUCCUUGCCACAGCCUCGAGUAGUCCGAAGCGAUGGCUCGGACGGAAAACCAACCCCUUUACUUCUCCUUUAAAACCCCAACCCAGUCGCAAAUCCCUUUGCAGUUCGUCGAAGAUAUUUCCGUAGAAAAGAUAGAAUAUGAGUACUAUGGCUGUGUCUCGUGGAGUGGUAGGAAGGUCGUCGUUGAAUCCGAAUGCCCCACUCUUUGUUCCGAUGCUGUUUCAGCAGGUUGAAGAUUUCUCCCCCGAAUGGUGGGAGUUGGUGCAGACGACUCCAUGGUUCCGUGAUCACUGGUUCCAUCAGUACCAGGAGCAAGAGAUGUUUGACGGCGAGGACUCAUUCGACUUUGGGUUGACUGAACUUCCCGAGGUGCUCGAUAUAGAUUUGGAUGGAGCCGGUUUCAGUGAACAUGUUGAGAUGGACAAGACUAUUUCUGGAGCUACAAAGAAGCACGAUAAGCACCUGUUCCCCAAAGAGUUUGAGACUGAUACCUUGAAGGCAUUAAUGUUGAACCUGAGCUCCAAAUCUCCGAAAAACGGUGCGAGGCCUCUGUCGGUUCUGGACAAGCACCGCGAAAAGCCGGUGCAGUGCGUGAGCCCAAAGUUUGGCCCUCGCCGCAUCAUUCACCAGCCUCGCUGAGACUUGCUUUUUCUGGCGGAGUGUUGUCGAAGUGCUUGCUGUUGUACACAACUGUAUGGAUGUUGUUGCUGUUGUAGACUGUGUUGUAUGGCUUUGUUCCAUCUUUUGUGCUUGCUUAGUGUAUCACCAAGAAAACCACGAAAUGUAGGACUGUAAAAAGACAUGUGCAAUGUGAAUGUUAAGUUUCAGGAUUUA
This is a messenger RNA of Zingiber officinale, 8066 nucleotides long. RefSeq names its product DDT domain-containing protein PTM-like. Lineage: Eukaryota; Viridiplantae; Streptophyta; Magnoliopsida; Zingiberales; Zingiberaceae. The coding region runs from base 190 to 5517 and encodes 1775 amino acids. The transcript has 12 exons. The record is from RefSeq and is a predicted model, not a curated record.